Arachis ipaensis is the source of this 1733-nucleotide messenger RNA. It is a transcript of the gene TWD1, whose product is annotated as FKBP-type peptidyl-prolyl cis-trans isomerase family protein. Gene Ontology annotation, molecular function: protein binding; peptidyl-prolyl cis-trans isomerase activity. The record is from RefSeq and is a predicted model, not a curated record. NCBI's taxonomy places the organism in Eukaryota, Viridiplantae, Streptophyta, Magnoliopsida, Fabales, Fabaceae.
AAAUUUUUUUUAAACUAGAGGGUAAUCGACCUAUGCUUAGAGAGGUAGAGUGAUGUAUGGGUAAUCGGUCUAUGCUUAACCUAUGCCAAAGGUCAUAGGAUAGCAAAACCCUAAAAAAAAUUGAAGUUUAGAAUCUCCUUCAUCUCUGGCAGUGUACCCUUCUUGGUAAUUUCGUAAGUAUCUACUAUUUGGAGUCUUCUUCGACUCGUGCUACUCCCACUAAAUCAUCAACGAAACCCGAUCCAAUCAACGAUUUCGCAGCAUGGAAGAAGUUCAAGCAGCUCAACCUCAAUCACUCGGGGAAGUUCCAGCAGAAUAUAGCGUCCCGCCGAAAGUUGAUUCUGAAGUUAAAGUCCUUCACGAGAAGGUCACUAAGCAAGUAAUUAAGGAAGGCCAUGGCCAGAAACCUUCCAAAUAUUCAACUUGCUUUAUUCAUUACAGGGGUUGGUCUGAAAGCACCCUGCACAAGUUUGAAGACACGUGGCAAGAACAGCGACCAAUUGAGAUGGUAUUAGGAAAAGAAAAGAAAGAAAUGACUGGCUUGGCCAUUGGUGUGGCAAACAUGAAAGAUGGUGAGCGUGCAUUGCUACGUGUGGGUUGGGAAUUAGGAUAUGGCGAGGAAGGAAGUUUUUCUUUCCCCAAUGUUCCUCCCAGGGCAGAUUUAGUUUAUGAAGUUGAGCUUAUUGGCUUUGAUGAAACGAAAGAAGGAAAAGCUCGCAGCGAUAUGACUGUGGAGGAAAGGAUUGGUGCAGCAGAUCGUAGAAAGAUGGAUGGAAAUGUUUUGUUUCAGCAAGAAAAACUAGAGGAGGCUAUGCAACAGUAUGAAAUGGCCAUAGCAUAUAUGGGAGAUGACUUCAUGUUUCAGCUGUUUGGGAAAUAUAGGGAUAUGGCUUUGGCUGUAAAGAACCCAUGCCAUCUUAACAUGGCAGCUUGUCUGAUUAAGCUGAACCGUUAUGAAGAAGCUAUAGGACAAUGUACAAUUGUACUGACUGAGGAUGAAAACAAUGUCAAGGCUCUAUUUAGGAGAGGCAAGUCUAGGGCAGCACUUGGGCAAAUAGAUCCUGCCAAGGAAGAUUUUCAAAAGGCACGCAAGUAUGCCCCUGAAGACAAAGCGAUUGCAAGAGAAUUAAGGUUGCUUGCUGAACACGACAAAGUUGUUUAUCAAAAGCAGAAAGAACUAUACAAAGGAAUCUUUGGACCAAGGCCAGAUCCAAGAUCUAGUAAUAAGCGAAGUGGUAACUUGCUGAUUCUCAUUUGGCAGUGGUUGCUUUCACUAUUUUAUGGCCUUGUUAAUCUCUUCAAGCGUAAAAGCCCCAAAUCUGACUAAUUGAAUUGAGAUGUUUUGAUGACUUAACCAUUUCUAAGGGCCAUGCCUUAUGCCUUCGAGGGACUAGUCUUUUUUUUCCUCUGGUGGUUGUUCUCUGUUGGUGAUAGUAUCAUGUGUAAAAAAAUUGUGGUGCUUUCACUCUUCUCUAUAGAGGAGUCAUGUUUUACAACACUACCAACAUGUGUUAAUGUUACUUUUUUGUUUUGUUGGUUUAUUUAAUAUUGGGAAUAGUAAGGGAAAAUGAAAUUCGCUAGUGUGACUGAAAUCAGAUACUUGUGUUGCGUGUGUCCCUUUGAAUUUAUAGGCUUGUGUCGUUAAUCCUAGAGUGGAAUAUAGCUGUCAUCAUAGAUUGUGCCAACAUGUUAUUCAUUCAAUACUCUAUAAUAUGAUGAUGGUUAUGGAUUCA